AUGUUCUUGACUGAAACAUUUUUUGUUGGGACGGUGAUUGUGGAGAAGGCAGAAAGGAGUGAUAUCCCAAACAUUGACAAGAAAAAGUAUCUUGUCCCGGCGGACUUGACUGUUGGACAGUUGGUUUAUGUUAUACGGAAAAGAAUCAAACUGAGUGCAGAAAAGGCAAUCUUCAUAUUUGUUGACAAUGUUCUACCGCCUACAGGUGCUAUAAUGUCUUCAAUAUAUGAUGACAAGAAGGAUGAAGAUGGCUUCCUUUACGUAACCUACAGCGGAGAAAACACAUUUGGUUAUCCAAUUGCUUCCAUUACUUCCGAGUAGUUGGUGCAAAAUUAUAGUGUGCUGAUAAUAAAUACUCAGUUUGCUAUAACUUUCUAAUAAAAGAUAAUUUCUAAUUAUUAAUAUUCUGUAUAGCUUCUAUUUUGUAUAUAGUUUCCGAAUCUUGGAGACACUUGAGAUUUCAGCGUUUCCUAUUAUGUGAAUACAGGUAUCCAAGUUCUUCUUCUUCUUCUCCACUGGUUGGAUCAGUAUAACGAUUAGGCGGUGAUGAAGAAGAUUUGGUGGAUUCGUUUAUCCUGUUCGAUUUAAUGUUGGUUCUUUGAUGAAAUAAUGCUUAUUAUAAUUUGCUGCUCGUCAGUGUUUUUUUUC
Molecule: messenger RNA, 648 nt
Organism: Erythranthe guttata (spotted monkey flower)
Lineage: Eukaryota; Viridiplantae; Streptophyta; Magnoliopsida; Lamiales; Phrymaceae
Source: RefSeq, a predicted model, not a curated record